Molecule: messenger RNA, 1109 nt
Organism: Heterocephalus glaber (naked mole-rat)
Lineage: Eukaryota; Metazoa; Chordata; Mammalia; Rodentia; Bathyergidae
Source: RefSeq, a predicted model, not a curated record
UCCUGGGGCUCACAGCAGAUUCGGGCCCCCAAAACCUGUCUGACCAGUCGUAAGGGAGGAAGGCGCAUGGGGCGGGGCGUCUGCGAUGCCAGAGGCAGUGCCCCCAGCCCAAAACGGCAGAGCUGCUGGGGCUGUGGAUGUGGCAGAGGACUCGAGGACAGAUGGGGAGAGGUACCCGGAUGCUCUACCUGGCCAUGGGGUUCGGUGGACGGUCCCUGCUCCUGUCUCCACUGUGGCUGCUGCUGACCUGGGUCCAGCCCGGGACUGGUGUGGAGCACAUCAGCUACGUGCCCCAGCUUUCCAGCGCCGCCCUGGCAGGGAAGCUCACCCAGUCCACCUUUACACUGGAGCAGCCACAGGGCCAGUUCAACCGCAGCAGCAUCUCUGACUCUGACUGCAUCUGGCUGGUGGUAGCCUACAGCAAAGCCAUCCAGAACUUUGUUGCCCCACCGACGACACAGGACAUUCUUGUCCCUGCCACUUUGACCCAGAAAGGCUACUACUUCACACUGCCCACCAACCGGCUGCAUUACCGCAGCGGCUCUGCCGGCAGCCAGCUCCGUGUCCUCCGCGUUGGCCAUGAUACCCACUGUUUCCCCAUGAGAAGGGGCUGCAACCCUCCCCUGCCAGGCUCAGGACCCUACAGGGUGAAGUUUCUGGUGAUGAAUGACCAUGGACCCGUAGCAGAAACAGAGUGGUCCAACGAGACCCGCCUGCUGCAAGGCCCAUCAUGCCCCAGCCAAGGCGUUCGAGGCUGUCCAGGGAUUCCAGAGCGCGGGCACCGUGGUCAUCAUUGCCAUCCUGUCCGUCCUGCUGGCCAUCUUCCUGGCGGCCCUUCUCGUCCUGCUCUCGUCCACCUGCUUUGAUAGCUGCAGGAGCGCUCAAAUUUCCAGCCCAAGGAACCAGGAGAGUUCGAGAAGAUACAACACCCACCACAUGGGCAGCCCUGAGCCCAAGGGGGGCUUCUGAGCAGCUCCUGAGCUCCCUGUUGGUGACCUCUCAGGCUGCGCCCUGAAACUUCCAGAGACCUGGGAGAGAUGCACCAAGGACAGAGAGGAUUCCCUCGGCCCCAGUGCUAUGGGAAAUAAAUGUCCCCUGCUUGUCUGUGA